AUGGCAAACCCAUCUUUCGAAAUAUGUCCAGACUUCGAUGGACCAGCGUACGCAAAUAUAUGCGACGACAUCCGGAGAGCCACCGGACAGACCCAAGAAGAAGUCAUUGUUCGCCUAACCCAAUCCUGGACCGACGGACACAACGAGAGAGUCGAUGAGUGGAACCAAAAUAGGGAGCAGGAAGCAGCCCAGGUUGCCGAAGCUGAACAAGCUCGAGCGGCCCAAGAGGAAGAAGUUCGCUUACAGCGGGAAGCUGAAGCAGAGAAAGAGAAAAUUGAAGCAGAGAAAAAGAAACCGAAAAUGAACGGUUUCAACGAAGCGUCUUCAGUAGGAGAUUCCAUUGCACCGCGCCCAUCCCAAUACGCGAUUCAAAAACUCAAUAAUUUUGACUAUGUAGAACUCUGGUAUUUUUCCCCAGAAGGCUGCAAGGAAGCCCUUCGCACAGCUCGGUCUGUUGCAGAUGACUUCGGCCUCACCAGGGUUGAUGAUCAACUGACAAUACGCCCGGCAUACGCCUUCAAAGCUUCAAAAUCAGCCAUUGCGGACCACGACCUCCCUUUCCCGACUUUCCUACGUGCAAAGAACCUUUUCUUAAUGCAACUUAGCAAAGUGAAGUGGCCACAAAGCCACAUCGACGCCCUAUCUCUUUUCUUCUGGCACCUCAAGAACCACCCCAUUCGCAACAACAGUGAAAUCGGCGACAUGGUUACUCUCCAUUAUGCCUUGCGUGUCCGCCAGGACUGGCAUGACCGUCUCAAACACGACGAAGGCUUCAACAUUGCCAUCAUCAAUGAGACCCUUCUCCGUGCAAUCAACGAGGAACUCUGGGAUAAGAUCCGUUCCAGAACAUUAUCUGCGGUACGUUUCCAUUUAAACUUACUCACAACGUAUCGCUCACAAAGUUUAUCAUAUUAUAUAUACUGCAAACUCCUCUUGCAAACACCAAUGAAUCCUUCCCGCACCCUUGCUCACGCAGAUGCCCACAUUUCCUUGUGGAUGCCCACAAUCCUAUCUACGUGGAUGCCCGUAACCCUGCUUACACGUAUUGGCGCACAUGACGUGCACGUGAGCGAUACGAACACGGCUUGCGGAGUUGAGAGGUUGGAAUACCAACCACGGACGACGUAUAUAUAUCUUACCAGUCAUCGUUCCCCCCUUUCCCUCAGUCCGUUACAUCUGACUGAGGAGACUGAUACUGUCUAG
Molecule: messenger RNA, 1203 nt
Organism: Suillus plorans
Lineage: Eukaryota; Fungi; Basidiomycota; Agaricomycetes; Boletales; Suillaceae
Exons: 2
Coding region: 1-1203 (400 amino acids)
Source: RefSeq, a predicted model, not a curated record